AUGGCACCUACCAUACCAACCUCGGUGGAUCAGCUACCCUCGACGACAGAAGUCAAAGAGCAGGUCAAAGAGAAAGCGAAAGGUGCUGCCUCAGGACUAAGAUCCUUGGCCGCCGGUGGUGUUGGCGGCAUCUGCGCUGUCAUUGUCGGCCACCCUUUCGAUCUGGUCAAGGUUCGUUUACAAACGGCCGAGAAGGGUGUAUACACAGGCGCCAUCGAUGUCGUGAAGAGAACGAUAGCCCGUGAGGGUCUCGCUCGGGGUCUCUAUGCCGGUGUUUCUGCUCCACUCGUCGGUGUCACUCCCAUGUUCGCCGUAAGCUUCUGGGGUUAUGACAUGGGCAAAAGACUCGUGGACAACUUCUCGACUGUCCCAAUCAAGAAUAACACGCCUCAGUACAGUAUCGGUCAAAUCAGUGCUGCUGGCUUCUUCUCCGCUAUUCCCAUGACUCUCAUCACUGCGCCAUUUGAGCGAGUCAAGGUUCUUCUCCAAAUCCAAGGCCAGAAACAGCUCGCUCCCGGCGAGAAACCAAAAUACAGUGGCGGUGUCGAUGUUGUGAGACAGCUGUACAAGGAAGGCGGUGUCCGCUCCGUCUUCCGGGGCAGCGCCAUGACGCUCGCGCGUGACGGACCGGGUUCCGCAGCUUAUUUCGCCGUCUACGAAUACGUCAAACGCAGCCUGAGCCCCAAGGACGCCGAAGGCAAUGCAACCGGCGAGCUCAGCCUUCCCGCCGUCAUGACCGCCGGCGGUGCUGCAGGCAUCGCCAUGUGGAUCCCCGUCUUCCCGGUUGACACCAUCAAAUCGCGGUUACAAUCUGCCGAAGGACGGCCGACGAUCAGUGGCACCAUCCGCGGAGUCUACAGGAACGGCGGCAUCAAGGCCUUCUUCCCCGGAUUCGGUCCAGCUUUGGCGCGAGCCGUUCCUGCCAAUGCCGCUACCUUCUUGGGCGUCGAAUUGGCCCAUAAAGCUAUGAACAAGGCAUUCGGAUGA
Messenger RNA from Exophiala bonariae, 987 nucleotides. RefSeq lists its product as uncharacterized. Bases 1 to 987 code for a protein of 328 amino acids. The record is from RefSeq and is a predicted model, not a curated record. Gene Ontology annotation, cellular component: mitochondrial envelope. Lineage: Eukaryota; Fungi; Ascomycota; Eurotiomycetes; Chaetothyriales; Herpotrichiellaceae. Gene Ontology annotation, molecular function: O-acyl-L-carnitine transmembrane transporter activity. Gene Ontology annotation, biological process: carnitine transmembrane transport; mitochondrial transport. The transcript has a single exon.